AAGAAAAAGACGCAAGCAUUUUAAUUGCUGUUCAAAAUGUAUUUGAUGUACACAAUUAACGAAAGCGGUGAACGCGUUUACACGCUAAAGAAGCGCACCGAGGACGGUCGCCCGACUUUGUCGGCGCAUCCAGCGCGUUUCUCGCCCGAGGAUAAAUAUUCUCGUCAACGGAUCACGAUCAAGAAGCGCUUUGGCCUGCUGCUUACCCAAAAACCGGAGCCCAUUUACUAAGCGUCGUCGUCGCUUUAGGUUUAAAUUAGCUUAGAUUUAUUAUUCCUAUAUAUUUACAACUGAUUAAAGUAAACAAACGAAAACAUA
Drosophila grimshawi is the source of this 318-nucleotide messenger RNA. RefSeq names its product H/ACA ribonucleoprotein complex subunit 3 (gene Nop10). NCBI's taxonomy places the organism in Eukaryota, Metazoa, Arthropoda, Insecta, Diptera, Drosophilidae. Gene Ontology annotation, molecular function: box H/ACA snoRNA binding; telomerase RNA binding. The record is from RefSeq and is a predicted model, not a curated record. Bases 37 to 231 code for a protein of 64 amino acids. Gene Ontology annotation, biological process: positive regulation of telomerase RNA localization to Cajal body; snRNA pseudouridine synthesis; ribosome biogenesis. The transcript is spliced from 2 exons. Gene Ontology annotation, cellular component: box H/ACA telomerase RNP complex; box H/ACA snoRNP complex.